Messenger RNA from Ananas comosus (pineapple), 1609 nucleotides. RefSeq names its product zinc finger CCCH domain-containing protein 11. Gene Ontology annotation, molecular function: mRNA binding; metal ion binding. NCBI's taxonomy places the organism in Eukaryota, Viridiplantae, Streptophyta, Magnoliopsida, Poales, Bromeliaceae. The coding region runs from base 146 to 1249 and encodes 367 amino acids. The transcript has 8 exons. Gene Ontology annotation, cellular component: cytosol. Gene Ontology annotation, biological process: cytoplasmic translation. The record is from RefSeq and is a predicted model, not a curated record.
CAUCAUAGAAGAAUCCAGAAAAUCGAACAACACUACCCGACUCAAUCCCCUUCUCCUCUCACUUUCUCUCUGCUCUCCCUCUCCCUCUUCGCCUCCGAUCGCCGGAGAGCGCCACCGCCGCCGCCGGAGAUCGCCGUCGCCGGAGAUGCCGCCGAAGAACCAGGCAUCGAAGGCGGACCUCGCGAAGAAGCAGAAGGUCGUGGAGGACAAGACCUUCGGGCUCAAGAACAAGAAUAAGAGCAAGAACGUCCAAAAGUACGUCCAGAGCCUCCAACAAUCCGUCCAACCCAAGCCCGAUCCCAGCAAGGCUGCCGCUAAGAAGAAGAAGGAGGAGGAGAAGGCCCGGGACAAGGAGCUGAACGAUCUCUUCAAGAUCGCCGUGAGCCAGCCCAAAGUCCCAGUUGGCGUCGAUCCGAAGUCGAUACUAUGCGAAUUCUUCAAGGCGGGGCAGUGCCAGAAGGGGUUCAAGUGCAAGUUCUCGCACGAUUUGAAUGUCCAGAGGAAAGGGGAAAAGAUCGACAUUUACACCGACAAGCGUGAUCAAGAAACAAUGGAGGACUGGGAUCAGGAGACACUAGAGAAGGUUGUGGAGUCGAAGAAAAACGAGUACAACCAAAACAAGCCGACCGAUAUUGUUUGCAAGUACUUUCUCGAAGCAGUGGAGAAGAAACAAUAUGGCUGGUUUUGGGUUUGCCCUAAUGGGGGAAAGGAUUGCCACUACAGGCAUGCUCUUCCACCUGGAUAUGUGCUGAAGUCUCAAAUGAAGGCUUUGUUGGAGGAAGAGGCUGAAAAAAUGCCUAUUGAAGAGGAGAUUGAAGAACAGCGUUCGAAACUUACAGCUUCCACUCCUAUAACUCCCGAAUUGUUUAUGCAAUGGAAGAAUAAAAAGAUGAAAGAGAGAGAAGCCGGCCUUGCUGCCCUGCGUGCAGAGAGGGCGAAGAAUGAUAGGAUGAGUGGUCGUGAGUUGUUUUUGUCGGAUGCAAGCUUGUUUGUUGAUGAUGCCGAAGCAUAUGAUAUAUAUGAAAGAGAGGAAGAACCUGAUGCUGCUGAAGAAAGGGUCAAGGAUAAUAAAACUCAGCCUGAGGGGCCGAGUUCUUCAACUUCAUUUAGCAAGGAAGCUGAAGAAGUGCUUGCAGAAGAGGAUGAUGAUGACGAUGAAUUGGACAUAGACGAGCUGAAUGAGCUCGAAGCAAGCCUUUCCAAAGCAUCUAUUCAGAUCCGUGAGCCGAGCAUAGAGGCAUCAUCCUAAGCAGCAUGCGAAGUUUUGCUUAUUUUGCAUUAAUCUUUUUGUGCUCUAUUUGGCUAUUGCUACAAUCGCCUGCUGGAGUUCACAUGCCAUGAGACUAGGGUCUCAAUGGAUGAUGAUCUGUAGUUUUGCCUUACAAGCGUCGAAAAGUGACGGCUUGUGUUAUGAUCAUAGACGUCUGUACUGUAUCGCACCCCCAUCCCCACUUUUUUAUCACUUUGCUAUUUAUAGGACUGAGGUUUAGUUGCUAAUUGUUGGUGCAGUUUUGAUGAUGCUAUUCCUUGUUUAUCUGGUUAUUAAAGACCAAAUUUUCCUGUAUUCUCUACUUUGUGCAUUGAAUGGAAUUGCUGUCUCAGUUAUAAA